Saccharomyces eubayanus is the source of this 1326-nucleotide messenger RNA. It is a transcript of the gene SRF1, whose product is annotated as phospholipase D regulator. Bases 1 to 1326 code for a protein of 441 amino acids. Gene Ontology annotation, biological process: positive regulation of catalytic activity. The record is from RefSeq and is a predicted model, not a curated record. The transcript has a single exon. Lineage: Eukaryota; Fungi; Ascomycota; Saccharomycetes; Saccharomycetales; Saccharomycetaceae. Gene Ontology annotation, cellular component: cell periphery; fungal-type vacuole.
AUGGAGGAUACCAAUUCCAGCAAAGAAGUGUAUUCUAAUUCAUUGUCACCGACAUCUUCUAGAAUUACAGACCAAAAACAAAUUAAUCUGGAUGUGGACCUAGAGAAAAACCAGACUGCGAAAAGCUCAGAUUCGCUGGAGUCCCUGCCGAAUGCCAAGAUACGUAAUCCUAAACACGGUGAGGGUUCACCGUUAGACUAUCCAAAACUAAACACAUACACGUUUGUACCGACUACAGUGCCACCAUAUGUGCUCGAGGUGCAGUUUGACAAGCUGAGGUGGCAGGGCAAGGGUCCAGUUAAUGGAAGUGUCACCGACGAUAAUGAAAUUCCAAAAGAAUUUAAAUGGGGGCAAUUUGCGUCUAACAUUGGCAAUCACGCCGCAUACUCCAGAGACCAAAACGAGAAUCAUAACCACCUCCUGAAACCAUCCGCCCAGGACAACUAUUCUCUGACAUCAUCAACGUCUUCGAAAAAUGCUGCUCGAAGAGAAAUUUUGAGUGAUAUGGCCAGUGAAUGGGGUGGUGAAGAACGUUUAGAAGGGGUAUUGCAUUCUGAAAUAGGUGCGAACUUGGAAUUCAAGACCAUGGAAGAGAGAAAGGAAUGGUUACAAUAUAUCGAAAAGGUAAAAGAUUUUUAUUACAGCGAUAAGAAAAAGAAUACAGAAUCACCUGAUUCCGCCCACAAUAAAAGUUACAAAUCAGAUUGGGUAAAUGAUUUAAGUAAAGAGAGAGAAAAGUGGCGGAGAUUAAAACAGAAGAAGCUACAACAAUGGAGACCACCCCUGACAUCAUUAUUACUGGAUAGUCAACACUUAGUCUUGGGUUUGAGAAUAUUCAUCGGUAUUUUGUCGUGUGCCUCACUUGCGUUAGCGAUCAAGAUUUUCCAAAACUCGAGGUCAAAUAAUACCAUCAGUGAAAGUAAAAUCGGACAACAACCAAGUACAAUAAUGGCCAUUUGCGUAAAUGCAAUUGCUAUUGCGUAUAUUAUUUAUAUUGCCCAUGAUGAAUUUGCCGGUAAACCUGUUGGGCUGAGAAAUCCAUUGAGCAAACUGAAAUUGAUUUUGUUGGAUUUACUUUUCAUAAUUUUUUCAAGUGCUAAUGUAGCAUUGGCAUUCAACACUCGUUUUGACAAAGAAUGGGUUUGUACUUCGAUUCGCAGGUCAAAUGGAAGCACAUACGGAUACCCAAAAAUACCGCAUAUCUGUAGAAAACAGGAGGCUUUAUCUUCUUUUCUAUUUGUUGCCUUGUUUAUGUGGGUGAUAACCUUUUCCAUUAGUAUUGUUAGAGUGGUGGAAAAGGUUAGUUCAAUCACCAACAGAAACUAA